AUGAAGAUUGUGCUUGCUUUCUUUUGUCCAAUUUGGAUUUCCCCUUUAGAGAAUGCUUAUUCUUGGGUUUUUGGGUGGAAAUCUUCAAUAGUGCUUAAACUGGUUAACUCAAUAAGGACAAAUGGUGUUCCCAGUUCGGGUCCAGUUGAAUUGACACAAGAACAAAUGAGAAAGGUUGAGGCUUUGCGGGUGAAAAUAAGGUUAGAAGAGGAGAAGGUGGAGAGGGAAACAGAGAGGCAACAAGUGGCUGUAGCAGACAAGAAGAUGGCGGAGUUGGUAAGGUUGGUGGUUCGAGUGAAAAAUGGGGAGCAAGUGAGGCAGGUGGAGGGACUGGUGUAG
This is a messenger RNA of Hevea brasiliensis (rubber tree), 339 nucleotides long. RefSeq names its product protein DOG1-like 4. Lineage: Eukaryota; Viridiplantae; Streptophyta; Magnoliopsida; Malpighiales; Euphorbiaceae. The transcript has a single exon. The record is from RefSeq and is a predicted model, not a curated record. Gene Ontology annotation, biological process: DNA-templated transcription. The coding region runs from base 1 to 339 and encodes 112 amino acids. Gene Ontology annotation, molecular function: sequence-specific DNA binding.